Messenger RNA from Octodon degus (degu), 1109 nucleotides. RefSeq names its product UBX domain protein 8 (gene Ubxn8). Bases 6 to 830 code for a protein of 274 amino acids. Gene Ontology annotation, cellular component: endoplasmic reticulum; nucleus. The transcript has 8 exons. The record is from RefSeq and is a predicted model, not a curated record. NCBI's taxonomy places the organism in Eukaryota, Metazoa, Chordata, Mammalia, Rodentia, Octodontidae. Gene Ontology annotation, molecular function: ubiquitin binding.
CCGCUAUGGCGUCCCGGGCGGCUGUGGUCAUCUGCUUUCUUGCCGCUGUCCCUUUCUUAUGUCUGGAGCUUCAGCGUGGGAUCCCAGAGAUAGGGAUUAAAGAUUUCAUUUUGCUGUGUGGACGGAUUUUUUUACUGCUUGCUCUUCUUACUUUAAUUAUUUCCGUGACUGCCUCAUUGCUUAACUCACUCAAAUCUUCCCAAGUUUGUCUGAAAGAAGAUGGAGAAGAGAAUAAGAGAAGACAACUUGUGAGAAAAAAACAACAAGAAGCACAGAUUGCAAAGGCCAGUAGAUACACAGAGAACAUUUUAAAACCUCGCCAGGAAAUGAAAUUAAAGAAACUGGAAGAACGCUUUUAUCAAAUGACGGGUGAAACCUGGAAGUUAACCAGUGGUCACAAACUUGGGCGUGAUGAAAAUUUGGUGCUUGAAGAUAUGAGCCAGACAUCUUUGGAAACACCAAAUAGAGAAGCUGCUAAGAGCCGAAACCUGCCUAAUGCUGUCAUCAGAGAUCUGCCACCUGCUGACCAGUCCCUGCAGAAGGAGGUUCCUGACUUACCUGAAGAACCUUCUGAAACAGCUGAUGCGGUAGUUACUGUGGCUCUGCGAUGUCCAAAUGGGAGAAUCCUGAGGAGAAGGUUUCUUAAGUCUUGUAGUUCACAGGUCUUGUUUGCCUGGAUGAUGAAAACUGGGUACCACACAUCUCUGUACAGCCUUUUUACUUCCUUUCCCAGAAGACUUCUAGAAGUGGAGGGAGGCUGGUCACUGGCUGAUAUAGGAAUAACUAUGGAUACUCUGCUCACUGUGGGAGAGAAAGAACACAGCAACUAGUAGAGAUGAGAACUACCUGUUCUAAAUAAAAUUGGUUACAUUAUGAUUUAACUGUUCAAUAAUAGAUUCAUGUUAAAAUCAUACUGUACCUUAAGCAUAAGACAGUAGACAUUUUAAAUGAUAUACAUAAGAAUAUAUUAAUGUAAAGAAUUUUAAAGGAUUCUUCUAUGAAGGUAAAUUUUGGGAUGUGUCAUCUUAUACCAAAUAGGAAUGGGGUAACAAAUGUAUACAAAAAGGCACUCAAUUUAUAUUUCUUCCCAACUGUCAUGCUUUUUUUUU